Molecule: messenger RNA, 954 nt
Organism: Thecamonas trahens ATCC 50062
Lineage: Eukaryota; Apusomonadida; Apusomonadidae
Exons: 2
Coding region: 1-954 (317 amino acids)
Source: RefSeq, a predicted model, not a curated record
AUGGCCCGCCCCGAGGACCCGCCCCGAUCGGUUUCCGAUACCCUCUCCUGUGCAGACGGAGUCUCUGUCCCGGUCACCGCCCUUGCCGAGCUGACACCUGUGCCUGCUGCGGCAGUGGCCGAGCAGAGCGUCGCCAAGUCGUCGUCAGACGCCGGGGCGUGGUGGGCCACAGCCGUCCUCCCGCGGAGCACCAUCCUCGAGGCCAGAUCGCACAUCCUUCACAGACUGGCUGUCGCAGGUGUUGUUGAUGCUGCCGCAGGUGGCCCGCUGACCGGAUCGCUGGCAGCUGGCGCCGACGAAGCCGCCGCAGCUGCCAUCAUGGCCGAUACCGCCGAGACCCUGCCUGUCGCCAACGUUGUCUUUGCUCGCGCGCUCUGGCAGCUCGCUGCCGAUGCUCUCGGUGUUGGCAUCGACGAUGUCGUCGCUCUGCCCGAACGCGAGUACGACAUCGGCGCCGUCCCGCGCUGGUCCUUUGAGGGCGGGUGCGCUGCUCCUGGCGAGCCGCAGGCGCCGGCAGACGGUGGGAUCCGGAUGUGGAUCCCACUGGGAAACGUUGCUCCACAUCAGGGCGCGGUGCUUGUUGCCGCCGAGCCGGACAACUGCGGCGCUGGCUGGCUCUCAGCCUCGUUCGACAUGGGCGAUGUCGUCGUCCUCUCCUCAGCCGCCAAGGCCACUCGCGCCGCCAACACCACCGGACGGGCCUGUCUCUCGCUUGUUCUCUGCUUUGCCACCCGCGUCUCGCUCGGUGACGCCCCGCUGAUGGUCAUCGACGCCGAUGUCGCCGCCUCGCUCCUUGACGACGCCAUCGCCGCCGCCCGCGCCGCCGCCGCUGCCGACCUCUCCUCUGACGACGACCUCCCCGUUCGCCCUGGUGACUUUUCCUCCUCUGACGACGAUACCCCGCUCAUCGCACCGGGCUCAGCCAUGUCCGGCGCACGAAGGCUGUUCGAGUGA